Messenger RNA from Trichobilharzia regenti, 354 nucleotides. The record is from the annotation of a GenBank genome assembly. Lineage: Eukaryota; Metazoa; Platyhelminthes; Trematoda; Strigeidida; Schistosomatidae.
AUGAAGUCUCUACAAACGCUAUCUAAGUCAUCUACAGCUCAGGUUAUUGUGAAUGUGAUUGACACAAAUGACCACUUUCCACGGAUUCGAAUUUUGUCGCCUACAGGUUCUAAAACUCUAGAAAUAAUAGAAGAAUCUCCGCCUGGUCAAGAUAUUGGCAUUCUAGAUGUUUCAGAUGGUGAUACAGGGAAAAAUGCUGAAGUGAACUGUAACCUAACAAAUCAAACAAUUACAGGUGUUCUAAGUCUAAUUCCAAUGAAUAGUGAAAUCAUAGGGAAGGAAGUGGCACUUUCUAAUCGAAAGUACAAGAUAACUCUUGAGAAACGUAUAGACAGAGAGGAAUACCCAGCAUAG